Messenger RNA from Haemonchus placei, 702 nucleotides. The record is from the annotation of a GenBank genome assembly. NCBI's taxonomy places the organism in Eukaryota, Metazoa, Nematoda, Chromadorea, Rhabditida, Trichostrongylidae.
CUGAAUGUACCCUUAGGAUCAGAAAAUGAAAGUAGUUUGUUUACAAUUUGUUUUUCCUCAUCCGUUUUCGGGAUUCCUAUUAACAGUCGGCCGGCAUUAGCGAUAGCCAUAGUUGCGAACAUAUCCGCGCUUUCAAUUCGAGACGACGGCUCCCUGGAGCAACGUCGCGCCGCUUCAUAGAGCCUCAGAACGCUCUUCAAAUUCUCGAGAGAUUUUUCAUCACUUGCAUCUGAUCGAGUAGAAGAUGGAGUAGGGCUAAGCAUUGGAACGCUGAAUCUCUCAAAUUGUGUACGAGAAUCGUUCUUCAUAUCCUCAGCUGCAGCAUUAACAGCAGUUCUCUUCGACGACUCAUUCAUUCCAGUUUCAUUGAGAUGCGACUGCGGCACCUGAGUCUUCGAGCCCACUUUUGUAAUCGUACUCUGCACCAACAAUGGAGGUGGUAGUUCCGCUCUAUCAGGGCUGAAUCGUUCACGAUCUUCUGAAUUGUGCUUGUUCUUUGUAGCACUUGUAAUAGAUCCUAUGUCAGAAUUAACUUCUAUGACCUUUUUCUGCUGUACAUCAUUAUCAUUAGAUUUCGCGACUUUGCCCGAACCAUCCGAUUUUGUGGUUGCAGCUUGACCCGAAAAUACCGUUUUCCUUUCUGUCUCCGGCUUGCAACAUUGUACGGCUUCACAUUCCUCUGCAUUUCUAAUCGAGAAGUAA